Molecule: messenger RNA, 2127 nt
Organism: Lobosporangium transversale
Lineage: Eukaryota; Fungi; Mortierellomycota; Mortierellomycetes; Mortierellales; Mortierellaceae
Exons: 5
Coding region: 347-1942 (531 amino acids)
Cellular component (GO): membrane
Source: RefSeq, a predicted model, not a curated record
CCAUUUCUUAACUUAAUGUAGGUAACCCUGUUAUGUGUAACUGAGCUAGUUAAUAAUAAACAGAGACACUCGAUUUUGUCCAGUCACCUCAGUCUUCACUCUUCUCCCCUCCACUCUCUUUCACCCACACCUCUUUUUUCUUCUCCACCCUUGCCUCUUCUCCUCUCCCUUUCUCUUAUCGAUCUCCUUGUUGUUCCUUCCCUCCUCCUUCCCAUCCCUCCUUCUCUCAACUCUGGAGGUAUUCUCAUUUCCUUAAUUCCCCUAGUCUCCUUAAUCUCAUCAUACAUAUUCUAUCUACAAUCUCGUCAAUCGAAACCGUUAUUUAUUUAUUUACCAUCAUAACGUCAUGCCACACAAUGCCCCAAAUCCAACAGAGAGUAGUUAUAACAACACCUCCCCUCAGGAAAGCAAUAGUUCAUUAGACGACGCCGCUGGACCCCGAUCCCCAUAUUUAGAACUCAUUGAACAGUCUUUCUUUUCAGAGCAGGAUCUGUCCUUACCUGAGCGAGACAUUUCAAGCCCAAUAAUAACGCACGCCAACUCGCCCUACAUACAGACGCACGCUAGCUCUCAAAAACCUAAAGAUCGCAUCAUGAAUGCCUUCAAACGUGGAAGCAAGGACACACUCACUCCUGACAGAACGCCUUCACCAAUCAAUUAUUCGCAUUCCGUCCAUGCGAGAGCACAACUUCAACCUGAAGCAAGCACCGCCCCUGUAAUCGUUCAAAAAUCAAACUCGUCUUAUAUCACGGACGGAUCACUAUCAUCCCUUUCUACCUCAGUAUCUGCGGCGACGCCAGUCAUGCCUAAGAUUACUCCCAAACAAGGUCAUGAAAGCGGCAACAGUGAUACGCUUUUAAUUCCUGAUAAUGCACAAUCGACUCCAAUGCAACAGCAGCAGGAUAUCCCCGUUCCCGCUCCAUACAGGGCACCGCCCAUCAACAAUUCUACUAACUCUAUGAUUUAUAACAACAACAACCAUAACAGUGGCAGCAACAACUACAAAAACAACUAUUUGCCGCCCACAGCGGCACUUGCAAUUAAUGGCAGUCUUACUCGCCCGGCAUCACCAUUUGCCGCUGCAAACUCAAAUAAUGGGUCCUCUGAUGGUCGUGAAAAGACCAAUAGUCUGGGCUCGACAUACCAUGGGUCCAGGAACAGCUCUGGACUGGACCCCAGCUACAAUCUUACACGAACUGACUUGACUUUGGAAGGCCUUGCAGACCGAUGGCGUGCAUAUCAAGCUCUUAUGAAGAAGCGUUACACUGAGUAUCCCUUUUAUAAACGCUGGACGAAAUCAAAGUGGAUCCUCAUCUUUUCAAAUCUUUUAUUGCUUGCGUACUCAUGCGCAGUCCUUGCUAUUACUAUUGGGUACAUAAUGAAGAAAUGGGAAUUGUCGGUUCUAGUCAUGGAAUUCCAUCAUAAACUCGUCUAUUUGGCGUGUGCCGCAUCAGUAGCAGGCAUUGCCACAGCGGGCAUUGGCUUUGUUGGUAUUUUCCGUGAGAACAGGAUAUGGCUUUCUGCGUAUGCUGUUCUUCUUUGGCCCGUAUUUGCACUUUACAUGUCUAUUGGUUAUAUUUCUUUCCGACGCGCCAAAUCUCAUCUUCGAGCACAUGUCAAGGACGAGUGGAUCCAUGACUACAGCCGUCAGCAGCGCCUUCUUGUUCAGCACAAUCUGUGGUGCUGUGGGUACCAAAGUGCAAGCUGGUAUGGAGCAUACGAUUCACGCUGCUUCCCUCUAACCACGCUACCAGGAUGCCAACAUAAAUAUAAUGUAUUUGAGGCGAAGCUUUUGAAAACCUGCUGGACCAUCGUAUUCUCGAUCGCACCCUUUCAUAUUUUUGUGAUGCUUGUAGCGUUGUUGUGCUCCAACCAUAUCGACGGCAUGCUGCGAUCCGGCCGGCCUGGAUUAAAGAGUUUUAAAGAAGAGAAACAGGAAUGAAUGUUUUUUUAUACAUAUUACACGCAAACUAAUGCACUUCCAUUUGGACCGUAACACUCAUUUAUUACCACUAAUAAGCAUAAAAAGUAUACAGUUUUACACCCAAUAACCAUCGUCCACUGUCUCUAUUUUGUCUAUACAUCGCUCUUCAUAUUGCAGUAUGCAAUCAUAAGGAGACAUGGAGC